GUUCACCAUGAGCUUCAACAGGCAUAACUUGAAAUACGACGUGUUGCCCAAGAAGCCCAAGAAGGUGGCGCUGGAUUGCUUGGAAUGGAUUAAGAAGUACCAUCCGCAUGACUCUGGGAUAAUUUACUGCCUUUCACGCCACGAAUGUGACACGACAGCGGCCGUUCUGCAGAAGGAAGGCCUUGCUGCUCUGGCCUACCAUGCCGGCCUCACCGACGCCAACAGAGAUCUCGUGCAAAAGAAGUGGAUUAAUCAAGAGGGAUGCCAGGUUAUAUGCGCAACGAUUGCCUUUGGAAUGGGAAUUGAUAAACCUGACGUGCGCUACGUUAUCCACGCUUCUCUCCCUAAAUCCGUGGAAGGCUACUACCAGGAGUCUGGCAGAGCUGGGCGAGACGGCGAAAUGUCUCACUGUCUGCUCUUCUACAGCUACAGUGACGUCACCAGGCUGAGGAGGCUGAUACUGAUGGAGAAGGACGGGAACAGUCACACGCGGCAGACCCACUUCAACAACCUGUACAGCAUGGUUCACUACUGCGAGAACGUCGUGGACUGCCGGAGAAUUCAGCUUUUGGCCUACUUUGGGGAAACCAACUUCAACCCCACCUUCUGUAAAGAUCACCCGGAAGUCACCUGCGAUAACUGCAGCAGAAAGAAGGACUACAAGUCAAGGAACGUGACGGACGACGUGAAGAGCAUUAUAGGAUUCGUAGGAGAGCACUGUGGGCAGAGGGGCAGAGCACACGCCAAGAGAAACCUGAGCGCUGGCAGAUACACCUUGAACAUGAUGGUAGACAUUUUCCUGGGUUCAAAGAGUGCCAAGAUUCAGUCCGGAAUCUUCGGGAAGGGAGCUGCCUACUCGAGGCACAAUGUCGAGAGGCUCUUCAGGAAGCUGGUGCUGGACAAGGUUCUGGAUGAAGACCUGUACAUCACGGCUAACGACCAAGCGGUAGCCUACGUUGUCCUGGGUGAGAAGGCUCAGGCUGUGCUGGAUGGAUCACUGCAGGUGGAGUUUCAUGAAACGGAGAAUGCCAGCGCCAUCCGAAAGCAGAGGGCUUCCGUGGGAAAAAUGUCCCAGCGGGAAGAGAUGGUCAGGAAGUGCCUCGGGGAACUCACUGACAUCUGCAAAACACUCGGGAAGGUCUUCGACGUGCACUACUUCAACAUUUUCAGUACUUCAACGCUGAAGAAAAUAGCAGAAACGCUGUCCUCCGACGUGGAGGUUUUACUGCAGAUUGAUGGCGUCACGGAAGACAAGCUGGAAAAGUACGGUGCAGAAAUCAUGAAAGUGAUGGAGAAGUACUCCGAAUGGGCCGCACCAGAAGCCGAAGAUGGAGUUACAACCUCCAGCUAUUUUUGCAAUAACACAACGCAAAGGAAGAAACGGAAACGGCCGCACAACUUCCGAGAGUCGAAGAGGAAGAAGACGAGCGGCAGUGGUGGCCAGCAGUUUCACCCCAGAGG
This is a messenger RNA of Eurypyga helias (sunbittern), 1461 nucleotides long. It is a transcript of the gene BLM, whose product is annotated as Bloom syndrome, RecQ helicase-like. The transcript has 9 exons. Gene Ontology annotation, molecular function: 3'-5' DNA helicase activity; nucleotide binding; nucleic acid binding. NCBI's taxonomy places the organism in Eukaryota, Metazoa, Chordata, Aves, Eurypygiformes, Eurypygidae. The record is from RefSeq and is a predicted model, not a curated record. The annotation marks the transcript as partial. Gene Ontology annotation, cellular component: chromosome; nucleus; cytoplasm. Gene Ontology annotation, biological process: telomere maintenance; DNA replication; double-strand break repair via homologous recombination.